GUUGUUAGAGCUCUCUCCUCUCUCUCUCAUGCCAUGCUGGGCCAGAUAGGCUCAGUCAGACGUGUAUUUACCCAUAUCCGGGUUAGAGAGGAAAAGAAAAAAAAAGUUUCAUUUAAACCUGAACUAAAAACUUUCAACAUGAAAUCCCACAGCAAGAACAGGCAUAGACCCAUCAGCUCCGGCGGGUGCGGACCACAGUAAUCGGGGCAGCCCGCUCUGCGUCCGUAGCCGGCUUACUUGACCCAGGAUCUCCCGGCGGGGGGGAACCGGAGCGGCAGGACCGGGAUCCAUGCUAGGGGUCGGCGGCGAUGGGACUAGCAGCGGCGGCGGCGGCGGCUUGAAUAAUGUAGCUCCCCAUCACCUCCACCACCAUAAUGAACUGAACAUGGCCAAUAAUGCGAGCUCUGCCGCCGCCGCCGGCAGCGGCGGCAGCAGCAGCAGCUCGUCCGAGUCGGCUCUGAAGGAAGGUGGGAACGCCGCGGUCUUAUCCUCCUCCUCUUCCUCCUCCUCCUCCUCCUCCUCCUCCUCCUCGUCUGUCCCGGCCAUGGAGACGGGGCUGCUCCCCAACCACAAACUGAAAAACGUUGGCGAUCCCCCCGCUGCACCUCCCCACCACCAGCAGCACCACCAUCAUGCCCACCACCACCACCACCACCACCAUCCUCACCAUCUCCUCCACCACCACCAUGCACUACAGCAACAGCUAAAUCAAUUCCAGCAGCAGCAACAACAUCCAAUUUCCAACAACAACAACAGCCUCGUCGUCGUCGUUGGCGGCGGCGGCAGCAACAACGGAGCGGGGGGCAGCGGCGCUGCUGCUGCUGCUGCUUCUGCUGCUGCUGCUGCUUCUGCUCAGCCCAGUCCUGACAUGGAGCCCCAGCAACAUGGAGGAGGCAAAGACGGUGUUUUGGGAAAUCAGGCCGAGACCCAAGCGCAGCAGUUGCUGAGCAAGUCAGGCGAGGAGGAAGAGCUCCCGACUAAAAUGGGGGAGCAGAUGGGCGGCCGGUACGAGCACCCCAGCCUGGGAGCUUUGGGCGCGCAGCAGCAGCAGCAGCAGCAGCAACAGCAGCAGCAGCAGCAACAGCAGCAGCAGCAACAGCAGCAGCAGCAGCAGCAGCAGCCGCCCCAAAGCACCGGGAACGGCAGCGGCGGCGGCGGCGGCGGCGGCAAUGGUAGCCUCGGCAGCGGUGGCAGCGGCGGCGGCGGCCCCUCCGCGUCGGUGGGGGUCUCGGAGUUUAAUAAUUACUAUGGCAGCGCUCCCCCUGCGAGCGGCGGCACAGGCAGCCGAGCCGGGCCUUGCUUUGAUCAACAUGGCGGACAACAAAGCCCCGGGAUGGGGAUGAUGCACCCGGCCGCCGCCGCUGCCGGGCCCCCCAACAGCAUGGACCCUUUGCAAAACUCCCACGAAGGCUACCCCAACAGCCAGUACAACCAUUAUCCCGGCUACGGCCGGCCCGGCGCGGGAGGCGGAGGAGGCGGCGGCAGCGGCGGCGGCGGCGGCGGAGGAGGAGGAGGAGGAGGAGGAGGUAGUGGAGUAGGAGGAGGAGGAGGAGGAGGAGCAGGAGCGGGAGCAGGAGCAGUGGCGGCGGCGGCCGCAGCGGCGGCGGCAGCAGCAGCAGCAGCGGGAGGCGGCGGCGGCGGCGGCGGCUAUGGGGGCUCGUCCUCGGGCUACGGGGUGCUGAGCACCCCCCGGCAGCAGGGCAGCAGCAUGAUGAUGGGCCCGGGAGGCGGCGGCGGCGGCGGCGGAGGAGGAGGCGGUGGAGGCGGCGGCGGCGGCGGCGGCGGGGCUGCUAGCCUGGGCAAGGCUGCCGCUGCUGCCAGUUCUGCCGCGGGAGGUUUUCAGCGCUUCGCCGGGCAGAACCAGCACCCUUCGGGGGCCACGCCGACCCUCAAUCAGCUGCUGACUUCCCCGAGCCCUAUGAUGAGGAGCUACGGCAGCAGCUACCCCGAUUACAGCGGCAACCCCAAUGCCCCAGGCCAGCAGCAGUCCCAGGCGCAGGGAGCGGCGGGGGCUGCUCCAGGAAGCCAGCAGGCAGCAGCGGGCAUGGGCAUGGGCAAAGAUCUGGGCUCCCAGUAUGGAACUGCAAACCCCGGCUGGGCAGCGGCACAACAAAGAAAUCAUCCAGCUAUGAGCCCUGGAAACACUGGACAGACCAUUAACAGAUCCCAGGGCAGUCCAAUGGAUCCAAUGGUAAUGAAGAGACCUCAGUUGUAUGGAAUGGGCAAUAAUCCUCAUUCCCAGCCUCAGCAAAGCAGUCCAUACCCCGGGGGAUCAUAUGGUCCCCCUGGCCCACAGCGUUAUCCAAUUGGAAUCCAGGGACGGACGCCAGGUGCAAUGGGAGGAAUGCAAUAUCCACAGCAACAGAUGCCGCCUCAGUAUGGUCAGCAAGGUGUAAGUGGUUACUGCCAACAGGGCCAACAACCAUAUUACAACCAGCAACCACAGCCUCAGCACCUACCACCCCAGGCACAAUAUCUGUCAACGCAGGCCCAGCAGAGGUACCAAACACAGCAGGACAUGACUCAGGAAGGCUAUGGAACUAGAUCCCAACCUCCUAUGGCACCAGGAAAGCCUAACCAUGAAGACUUGAACCUAAUACAGCAAGAAAGACCAUCAAGUUUACCAGACUUGUCCGGCUCCAUUGAUGACCUGCCCACAGGAACAGAAGCAACACUGAGUUCAGCAGUUAGUGCUUCAGGCUCCACCAGCAGCCAAGGAGAUCAGAGCAAUCCUGCACAGUCACCCUUCUCUCCUCAUGCUUCCCCCCAUCUUUCCAGUAUCCCAGGGGGCCCGUCACCUUCCCCCGUGGGCUCUCCUGUUGGGAGCAACCAGUCAAGAUCGGGCCCAAUUUCUCCUGCGAGUAUUCCAGGCAGUCAGAUGCCACCUCAGCCUCCUGGUAGCCAAUCAGAAUCCAGUUCCCAUCCAGCCUUGAGCCAGUCACCAAUGCCACAGGAACGAGGUUUUAUGACAGGCACACAAAGGAACCCUCAGAUGUCUCAAUAUGGGCCUCAACAAACUGGACCAUCUAUGUCACCUCAUCCUUCCCCUGGAGGACAGAUACAUCCUGGAAUCAGUAGCUUUCAGCAGAGUAACUCUAGUGGGGCAUAUGGUCCUCAGAUGAGCCAAUAUGGACCGCAAGGUAACUACUCCAGACCUCCAACAUAUAGUGGGGUGCCCAGUGCAAGCUACAGUGGCCCAGGGCCUGGCAUGGGUAUCAAUGCCAAUAACCAGAUGCAUGGACAAGGGCCAAGCCAGCCAUGUGGGACCAUGCCCCUGGGACGGAUGCCAUCAGCUGGGAUGCAGAGCAGACCAUUUCCUGGAAACAUGAGCAGUAUGACACCCAAUUCUCCUGGCAUGGCUCAGCAAGGAGGGCCCGGAAUGGGCCCCCCAAUGCCAACUGUGAACCGUAAGGCACAGGAGGCCGCAGCUGCAGUGAUGCAAGCUGCUGCAAACUCAGCUCAAAGCAGGCAAGGCAGUUUUCCUGGCAUGAAUCAAAGUGGACUAAUGGGUUCCAGCUCCCCUUACAGCCAGCCCAUGAACAACAGUUCCAGCUUGAUGAACCCACAAGCCCCUCCUUACAGCAUGACCCCCAACAUGGUGAAUAGUUCAACAGCAUCUAUGGGUCUUGCAGAUAUGAUGUCACCUGGUGAGUCCAAAUUGCCCGUGCCUCUCAAAACAGAUGGUAAAGAAGAAGGCACUCCUCAGGCUGAGAGCAAGUCAAAGGAUAGCUACAGCUCUCAGGGUAUUUCUCAGCCCCCAACCCCAGGCAACCUUCCAGUCCCUUCCCCAAUGUCCCCAAGCUCUGCUAGCAUCUCCUCAUUUCAUGGAGAUGAAAGUGAUAGCAUUAGCAGCCCAGGCUGGCCAAAGACUCCAUCAAGCCCUAAAUCGAGCUCUUCUACAACCACUGGGGAGAAGAUCACAAGAGUGUAUGAGCUGGGGAACGAGCCUGAGCGCAAGCUGUGGGUAGACAGAUACCUGACCUUCAUGGAGGAGCGAGGCUCACCUGUGGCCAGUCUGCCAGCAGUCGGCAAAAAGCCCCUGGACCUGUUCAGACUCUAUGUCUGCGUCAAAGAGAUUGGAGGCUUGGCACAGGUUAAUAAAAACAAAAAGUGGCGUGAGCUGGCCACCAACCUGAAUGUGGGCACUUCUAGCAGUGCAGCCAGCUCCCUGAAAAAGCAGUAUAUUCAGUACCUGUUUGCCUUUGAGUGCAAGAUUGAAAGAGGGGAGGAACCCCCUCCAGAAGUCUUCAGCACUGGAGAUACUAAGAAACAAGCUAAGAUUCAGCCGCCAUCUCCUGCUAAUUCGGGAUCCUUACAAGGUCCACAGACCCCCCAGUCAACUGGUAGUAACUCCAUGGCAGAAGUGCCAGGUGAUCUGAAGCCCCCCACACCAGCCUCUACACCUCAUGGACAGAUGACACCAAUGCCAGGUGGCAGGAACAGUGCAGUCAGUGUGCAUGACCCCUUCUCGGAUGUGAGUGACUCCUCAUUCCCCAAACGGAACUCCAUGACACCAAAUGCACCAUACCAGCAGGGCAUGAACAUUCCAGACAUGAUGGGAAGGAUGCCCUAUGAACCUAACAAGGACCCCUUUGGUGGAAUGAGAAAAGUGUCUGGAAGCAACGAACCCUUCGUGACACCAGGACAGAUGCCUAAUAGUGGGAUGCAAGAUAUGUAUAACCAAGCCCCAACUGGAGCAAUAUCUAAUAUGGGCAUGGGCCAGAGGCAGCAGUUUCCGUAUGGAGCCACUUAUGACAGAAGGCAUGAGCCUUAUGGGCAGCAGUAUCCUGGACAAGGACCUCCCUCAGGACAACCACCAUAUGGAGGGCACCAGCCUGGAAUAUAUCCACAGCAACCGAACUACAAACGUCACAUGGAUGGCAUGUAUGGACCCCCGGCAAAACGCCACGAGGGAGACAUGUAUAACGUUCAGUAUGGCAGCCAGCAGCAAGAAAUGUAUAACCAGUACGGCAGUACUUACUCCGGACCAGACAGGAGGCCCAUCCAGGGACAAUAUCCAUAUCCUUAUAACAGAGAACGAAUGCAGGGCCCAGGUCAGAUGCAGCAACAUGGUAUACCUCCUCAGAUGAUUGGUGGCCCCAUGCAGUCAUCCUCAAGUGAGGGUCCUCAGCAGAAUAUGUGGCCAACACGCAAUGAUAUGCCUUACCCGUACCAGAACAGGCAAGGACCAGGAGGCCCUGCACAGGCUCCCCCUUAUCCAGGAAUGAACCGCACUGAUGAAAUGAUGGUACCUGAUCAGAGGAUAAACCACGAGAGCCAGUGGCCUUCCCAUGUCAACCAACGGCAGCCUUAUAUGUCAUCUUCAGCCUCCAUGCAGCCCAUCACUCGACCUCCUCAGUCAUCCUACCAGACACCACCAUCGAUGCCAAACCACAUCUCCAGGGCUCCCAGCCCAGCAUCCUUCCAACGUUCCUUAGAGAACCGCAUGUCUCCAAGCAAAUCUCCCUUCUUGCCCUCCAUGAAGAUGCAGAAGGUUAUACCCACGGUUCCAGCAUCACAGGUCACAGGGCCACCACCCCAGCCACCCCCAAUUCGACGAGAGAUCACCUUCCCUCCAGGGUCUGUAGAAGCAUCACAACCUGUCUUGAAACAAAGACGAAAGAUUACCUCAAAAGAUAUUGUAACGUCCUGAGGCGUGCGUGUGAUGAUGUCCCUUAAAUCGGGCCUUUUGGCUGAAAGUACAUGGGCUUUGGACACUAUUAAUAUCCUCCUCUAUGAUGACAGCACUGUGGCUACUUUCAAUCUCUCUCAGUUAUCUGGAUCUGAGCUUUUAGUAGAGUACUUUAGAAAAUGCCUGAUUGAUUUUGGAAUUCUAAUGGAAUAUGAGGUGGGAGACCGUCAAAAAGCACUUGAUCACAACGCGAAUAAGAAAGAUGACAGUCAGUCCUUGUCAGAUGACUCUGGGAAGGAAGAAGAAGAAGCUGAAUGUAUCGAUAUUUUGAUGAGGGAAGAGGAGGAGGAGGAGGAGGAAGACGAAGAAGAUGAAAAGACAGGAGCAGAAAAUAAGAGCGUGGUUUUGCUCUCCCGAGAUGCCAGUGUUGAUCCAAAAGAGAGGCCAAAGCAAUCAAGUAAAUUUGACAAACUGCCAGUAAAGAUAGUAAAGAAGAAUAAUCUGUUUGUUGUUGACCGAUCUGACAAACUAGGCCGUGUUCAGGAAUUCAAUAGUGGGCUUCUUCCCACUGGCAGCUUGGGGGGAGGUGACACAACUGAGCAUAUCCAGACUCACUUUGAGAGCAAGAUGGGAAAUUCCUCCUCGUACGGCGGACCCCUCCUGCCCUCAGCUCCUAGGAAAAAAAGAAAAGAUCUGGAAGGAAGAAGUGAAUUUGAGGAGCAUCCAGAGAAAAGCAUAAUAGCAACCAUUGAUGACGUCUUGUCAGCUCGGCCUGGAGCAUCUGAAGACUCAAGCCCUAGUAACCAGCCCGAAAGCAGUAAAUUUCCCUUUGGUAUAAACGAAGCCAAAAGCCACCGGAAUAUUAAACUGCUUGAGGAUGAGCCAAGGAGCCGAGAUGAGACUCCACUAUGCACCAUUGCCCAUUGGCAGGACUCUUUGGCCAAGCGUUGUAUCUGUGUGUCAAAUAUUGUCCGUAGCUUGUCUUUUGUGCCUGGCAAUGACGCCGAAAUGUCCAAUCCAGGCCUGGUGCUGAUCCUGGGGAAGCUGAUCCUUCUUCACCAUGCUCCAGAGAGAAAACGGGCACCUCAGACAUAUGAAAAAGAAGAAGAGGAGGACAAAGGGGUGACCUGCAGCAAGGAUGAGUGGUGGUGGGACUGCCUCGAGGUCUUAAGGGAUAAUACAUUGGUCACAUUAGCCAACAUUUCUGGGCAGCUAGACUUGUCUGCUUACACGGAAAGCAUCUGCUUGCCAAUUUUGGAUGGCUUGCUACACUGGAUGGUGUGCCCAUCCGCAGAGGCGCAAGAUCCCUUUCCCACUGUGGGACCCAACUGUCUGUCACCUCAAAGACUUGUGCUGGAGACCCUGUGUAAGCUCAGCAUCCAGGACAAUAAUGUGGACCUUAUCUUGGCCACCCCUCCAUUCAGCCGUCAGGAGAAACUCUACGCUACUUUAGUUAGGUACGUUGGAGACCGCAAAAACCCGGUCUGCCGAGAAAUGCCAUGGCGCUCUUAUCGAACCUUGCCCAAGGGGGAUGCGUUAGCAGCAAGGGCAAUAGCUGUGCAGAAGGGAAGCAUCGGAAACUUGAUAAGCUUCCUAGAGGAUGGGGUCACAAUGGCCCAGUACCAACAGAGCCAGCAUAACCUCAUGCAAAUGCAUCCUCCGCCUGAACCACCUAGCGUAACAUGAUGUGCAGGGCGGGCCAAGGCCUUGCUAGCUAUGGCCAGAGUGGACGAAAACCGCUCCGAGUUCCUUUUAAACGAGGGCCGUUUGCUGGACAUCUCGAUAUCAGCUGUCCUGAACUCUCGUGCCUCUGUCAUCUGUGAUGUACUCUUUCAGAUUGGGCAGUUAUGACAUACGUGAGAAGCCAAGCAUGUGUGGGUGAAGAUGAGAGGGUCCCCUAUAACUGCUGUUUCUGUUCUUGUUUAUCCAGCAUAGAAAGAAGGAAAAGAAAAUCUUUGCUCCUCUGCCCCAUUCACUAUUUACCAAUUGGGAAUUAAAGAAAUUAAUUUGAACAGUUAUGAAAUUAAUAUUUGCUGUCUGUGUAUAAGUACAUCCUUUAUUUUUUUUUUUAACCAAAGUUGCUGUCUAGUACAUUCAAAGGUCACUUUUUGUUUUCAUAGAUUUCCUUUUCAGUGUUCUUCUCCAUGUUUGUAUUGCAUUUUUUUUUGGAAGCAAAUUAGUGACUUAAAAAAGUUGUGGCAAAACAUUAUAUGACCGGAAAACUGCACCACUUUGAAACAAAAAGGUGAAAAGCAACAUACCAACUUCCUGUGUGUCUUAUUUUUUUUUUCCAGAAACGAAAAAGUACCUGUAUCCCAUCACCCAAACCUCUGUGCAAUAGACACUUCUAGUGGAUGUAGGUAUAGGGAUCGAGGAGGUGUGUCAGUCAGUAGUCAAACUAGGAAAUUGAUAUCAGUUUCUCCACAGGAGAAUGGUUACAUUAGGCUAGGGGCAAAAAACAAUUUUUUUUAAAGUUAAGAUUGAAAACACAUACCGGAUGACGAUCAUCAUAAAUUGCUUCCUCACCAUUACUGUCAUGUCCUGCUAUCUAUUGUUUGACCUUCCACAAUGACAGUUCUUCACAAUUCCUGUUAAUCAUUUUUAAAUAUUUUUUUUACUGCCUAAGGGCCGUGAUGUAUAUAGAAGUUUGUACAUUGAACAUACCCUCAUUUUUUCCUUUUCUUUUUCCUUUUUUUUUUUUUAGUACAGGAAGGUUGUUAGUUUCUUUUUCAUGAUGUGGUAACUACAAAGUGAUGGUAGAUUUAAAUAAUUUUUUAUUUUAUUUUAUAUAUUUUUUUUCAUUAGGGCGCAUAUGCUCCAAAAAAACAAAAAACACAAAAACAAAAAAAACAAAAAACAUCAAAAAAAAAAAAACCGAGGGUAAUGUAAGCAAGUUUCUGUAUGUAUAAAGUCAUGCUCAAUUUCGGGGAGAGCAGCCGAUCACAAUUGCUUCAUGAAUCAAGGUGUGGAAAUGGUUGCGUAUGGAUUGGAUUUAGAAAAUGGUUAUCAGUACAGACAAAAAAAAGAAAUAUACAGAAAAGAAGGAAGAAACACAACUUCAAGAGAUUUUUCAGUGAUGAGAAUCCGCAUUUGUAUUUCAAGAUAAUGUAGUUAAAAAAGAAAAAAAGAAAAAAAAACUUGAUGUAAGAUUCCUCCUUUUCCUCUGCUAAUGAAUAUCAUUUAUUCAGUAUAAAAUCUUUAUAUGUUCCACAUGUUAAGAAUAAAUGUACAUUAAAUCUUGUAAGCACUGGUGAUGGGGUGUUCUGGAAUACUGUUCUGGUUUCUUUAAGGAUAUACAUAGCAACAGAGCAAUUAUAAAAAAUAUUGAGAAAUUACAAUAGCAUGCCCACCAGCUCCCUCAUUGGAAGAACCAGAGGCUGGAAAGUAAUUUUAAAAAGGUCGCUCUACUUCUUAAUGGAGUGAGUUAGUUAGAUGUUCCCAAAUUGUUCAACUGGUCAGUCAUCCUCUGGAUCAAUAAAUUCUUAAUAAUGUAGAGCUGGGAUCCUUUUAGUUUAAAAGGGAGAUGGCCACUAACUUUAGAAAUAUUCAGUAUAUCCUUAGAUGUGAUGAGGAAAGCCUUAGGAAGCUUGCUGGUUGGCCAGAAAUACAUUCUCCCUGUUCUGAAACCUUCUCUGCCUUAAUGAAAGUUAGGCCCGUUUUGUGUUUCCCUCACAUGGCUGGAAAAUUCUUGGCAUGUGUUCAUUCCAGCUUAGCACACACACCCUACACUAAGUGAGUACCUUGGUAAAUGAAUGUGUUCAUAUUCAACACAGUGAGAGAUUAGCAUUUACAUUUCAGGGCAUGACAAGGUUUCUAAUGCAUCCACAUUCUCACCUCCCCCUGGUGCAUAUUAGCCUUGAAAACCGUUUAAAAAAAAAAAAACACCUAAUUUAACUUUUUUUUCCUGGGUCAUUGACUGUUACUGUGUAACAAUCAAUUUCUGUGAAUUGCUUGCAUGGUGAUACUGUUGGUGGGCACCUUCUUUUUCUGACUUCUACCCAUUACAUUCUACCCUUGCAAUCACAAUGUGCUCAAGAAUUACUGAUCCCCACAGGCAUACUGAUUAUCUUUUCCCCCAUAAUUCACUGUAAUAUACUGGAAGAGUUAGACAAGUACAUACAGUUAUAAUCAGAGUGUGAAACGUGAUUCCCUAAUGUCACGAAAAAAAAAUCAUUUUUCCUACAGGAAGACUCAUCAUCUAUUUACUCCCACAUUACUUACUUUACUUAUUACAUAAUAAUGCAGCUAAAUAUAUGUUGAAUUAAAAACCUAUUUAUAAUUCUAUGUUAGAUAUGUUUACUAAGAAUAGGAUUUGAUGCUCAGCUUUAAAAUCUGGAGGUUUGUCAGAGGAAUUCAAUAUUAUUCCAGCUUCUCUACCUAGCGCAAGGGUGGAAAGUGUUAUCCAAACCCCUUUAGGUAAUCUCACAUGCCAAUUCUCUCAUCAAGCAAGAAGUUAAAAAAAAAAAAAAGUAGUAAUGACUUUUAUUUGACAUGAUUUGAUUUAUGAUCAAUAUCCUGCAUCACACCUUUAUUAAUAUGCCUCUAAGUACAGGAAAAAUCCAGGACCAAUUUCUCAAAAAAAAUUUUUUUAAUUUCAUCAUCUUGACCACAAUCUAAGAAGUUUACAACCCCCAGAAUCAGGACUUCCAGAAGUCCUUGCAGACUUUGCAUGCCCAUUUGAGAGCCAGCUGAUAGCUUUGUCCUAGCUAUUCGCUUUUGUUUUACUUUUGUCUUGUCAGAGAUUCACAAUAACCCAAACUCAGCCCCCUGCCCCCCCCCAAAAAAAAAAGAAAGAUGCAAAGAAGAUUUCAUUUUUUGGAAAUCUGCUAUAGGUUGAAUCUGCUGGCAUUUGAGUGGGAUAAUUUCUUUACAUGUCAGGUAGAGAAAGAUUGUGGAGUGGCAUCUGCUGAAGAAAACAGCCUUUUUUUUCAAGCCAGUUUAUACUGAUAGGGUUAUUCUCUCCCAUUGCUGGGCUAACAGUUUACAAUGGCUUUGUUAAUGGAGAAUAAUAUAAAACCAGGAUUCUUAAGCUAUUAACUACCUCUUUUAUGAAAAGCAGAUGGCCUUUAACACUGAAACCUGUGCAUUUAAAAAUUUUGUUAUGUGUUGCACUUUUUUUCAUUGUCUACUUAGCUCUAGCAUCUCUUGCAGGGAAGCAAAAAACAUAUUUUACUUAUAACAGAAAUAAUUAAUUCAAUAACAUUUACUGAACAAAUAAUAUGAGCAAGGCAUUCUACAAGGUGCCAAAGGAGGUCAUAAAAAUGAAUAAGACAGUUUCCC
Messenger RNA from Dromiciops gliroides (monito del monte), 10912 nucleotides. RefSeq names its product AT-rich interaction domain 1B (gene ARID1B). Gene Ontology annotation, cellular component: nucleoplasm; nBAF complex; brahma complex. Gene Ontology annotation, biological process: regulation of transcription by RNA polymerase II; chromatin remodeling; positive regulation of DNA-templated transcription. NCBI's taxonomy places the organism in Eukaryota, Metazoa, Chordata, Mammalia, Microbiotheria, Microbiotheriidae. The record is from RefSeq and is a predicted model, not a curated record. Gene Ontology annotation, molecular function: nucleosome binding; DNA binding.